AUGAACGAGAACAAGAACAACAACGUAAGUGAAAGGACCAAGGACCCCCAUGUCUGUGGACUCACCUGCCUGGGUCCUCUGACUUUCCACCCUGGGGCCGUGGGUAAGAAGAUCACCCUCAGCCAUGGGAACUGCAGGGCCUCAAGAGACCUGGAGACUUUCAGGGACGGCCUGGUGUUCAGCAGUCGCCCAGUGAAGCCGGAAGAGAAGGUCCGAAUCCAGGUGGAGCGCAGCCUUCUAGCCUGGGAGGGCGGUGUGCGGAUCGGCUUCACCAACGAAUGCCCGACCGCCGAAUCACUUCCUCCGCUGGCCAUUCCCGACCUCACAGAGAAGCCCGGGUACUGGGCUUUGCCAGUGCCGCAACGUGACUGCCCACCUGGUACCACGGUCACCUUCUGGAUGGAUAAAAAUGGAGUGAUGUGGUACAAGACACCCGCUGAAAGUUUCUGUAUUCAGACUGAUUUGGACCCAUCUCUGCCCCUCUGGGCUAUUGUUGAUGUCUAUGGACAGUCCACUACAGUGCUUUUACUUGGGUCUGUACGGAGGUUUAAUAUAUUUAUUGAAGCAUCCUCCUGCCCUAUUCCUUGUAGCACAUUUGAAUGUGGCUAUGAAGAUACUCCACCUGAAUUAAAGAAAAGGAAAGCCAUUGCUGAAAAGAAGCUGAAACAGCAUCAAGAAGAUCAAAGUAACAAUAACAACACUCAGAACAGGUCUUUCAAGAAUUCGGCACAUGUCCACUGUGUCGGGAGGAUAUGUAAAAUGUUCCUAGUGCUGGAUGUGGAGCUGCCGUGGUGCACAAAGCUCCAUGAGGACAUUGACAGAUUUCAGUCCAGACACAUUAAGAUGCUAUAUGCACUCUACCUCAAGCAGUAA
This is a messenger RNA of Sardina pilchardus (European sardine), 873 nucleotides long. Its product is annotated as E3 ubiquitin-protein ligase NEURL3-like. NCBI's taxonomy places the organism in Eukaryota, Metazoa, Chordata, Actinopteri, Clupeiformes, Clupeidae. The coding region runs from base 1 to 873 and encodes 290 amino acids. The record is from RefSeq and is a predicted model, not a curated record. The transcript is spliced from 4 exons. Gene Ontology annotation, molecular function: ubiquitin protein ligase activity. Gene Ontology annotation, cellular component: postsynaptic density; plasma membrane. Gene Ontology annotation, biological process: negative regulation of Notch signaling pathway.